Catharus ustulatus (Swainson's thrush) is the source of this 3223-nucleotide messenger RNA. It is a transcript of the gene SPI1, whose product is annotated as Spi-1 proto-oncogene. The transcript has 5 exons. Gene Ontology annotation, biological process: regulation of transcription by RNA polymerase II; cell differentiation. Gene Ontology annotation, cellular component: nucleus. Lineage: Eukaryota; Metazoa; Chordata; Aves; Passeriformes; Turdidae. Gene Ontology annotation, molecular function: sequence-specific DNA binding; DNA-binding transcription factor activity, RNA polymerase II-specific. The record is from RefSeq and is a predicted model, not a curated record. Bases 381 to 1172 code for a protein of 263 amino acids.
ACAGCUCCCUGAAAUGAGAUUUAUGCAAACUGGCUGAAGUGUGAUGUCACAGCACGCUGAUAGACCCAAGGGCUAUCUGCCUUCUACAGACAUUUGAUAAAAUCAGGAACUUCGCAUACAACAACUCAGGAAAGAAGUUCACCUCAGAACCUACUGGGGCAAACCAUGAAAACUUGCUAAAGUCCUCCUAUCCUGAGAUCCACCAUUGCUAAGGGACUUCACAGAGUCCCUUUUUUCCUUUCUUUUUUUUUUAAUAUUCCUUUUUUAAAAUUUUUUUCUUUCCCCCUCCUUUUUUUUUUUUUAAAUAUGAUUUUUUGCAAGUCAGUUAUUCUGGAUGUUUGAAAACUGAAUUAAGAAAAAUUCACUCAGAAUUUGGCUGAAUGUUGCAAGCUUGCAAGAUGGAAGGAUUUCCCCUUAUUCCCCCUCCCUCUGAAGAUAUGGUACCCUAUGAGUCAGACCUCUACCGACAGCCCCAUGACUAUUACCAGUAUCUCAACAGUGAUGGAGAGAGUCAUGGUGAUCAUUAUUGGGAGUAUCAUCCACACCACAUGCACAGUGAAUUUGAGACCUUUGGAGACAACCAUUUCACAGAACUGCAGAGUGUGCAGCCUCCCCAGCUGCAGCAGCUCUACAGGCACAUGGAGAUCGAGCAAAUGCAUGUCUUGGAUUCUGCAAUCCCAACCACACACAUCGGGCUCAACCACCAGGUGUCCUAUUUGCCCCGGAUGUACUUCUCUCCACCUCAGCCCAGCUCUGACGAGGAGGACAUAGAGAGGCAGAGCCCCCCCUUGGAGGUAUCGGAUGGGGAGAAUGAUGGUGUGGACCCUGGGCCUGGAAUUAUGCAUGGAGAAACAGGCAGCAAGAAAAAGAUACGUCUGUAUCAGUUCCUUCUGGACCUUCUUCGCAACGGGGACAUGAAGGACAGCAUUUGGUGGGUGGACAAGGAGAAAGGUACCUUCCAGUUCUCCUCCAAACACAAAGAAGCAUUGGCACACCGCUGGGGCAUCCAGAAAGGCAACCGCAAGAAAAUGACCUACCAGAAGAUGGCACGGGCUUUGAGAAACUAUGGCAAGACAGGGGAGGUCAAGAAAGUUAAGAAGAAGCUGACCUACCAGUUUAGUGGAGAGGUGAUGGGAAGGGGGGCCACUGAUAGGAAACAUUAUCCUCACUGAGGCCAUGGGACCCUGAGCAAGAAAAAUAUUGAGAGCUCCUGGCUGGAUACCAGCAGAGGAGAUGGACGCAUCUUUCUCUUUGCUUCCUGUGCCCCCUUCUCUGCCUUUAAACAGCCUUUAUCAUCAGAUGUUUCUGGUACGAAUUCCCUUCUUCAGCAUCUGAGAAUCCUAAUCAUGACAGAAUUUUUUGCUUCCAUCCUCCAAGUUGGACAGAGUUGGGAAAUUUAAACAAUGUAUAAAUAUAUUGUUGUCAGGAAAGAUUUUUUUUUUUUUUGAUUGUAACUAAAGUAUACAGCCGAUGAAGUUUUGCCUCCAGAGGUGGUGCUGUGUCACUCACAGUGACACUGCGUUAGCUUCCAGCUUUUAAACUAGCAUUAAUACAGGCUCUGCCGCAGCUCUCAGAGCUAGAGAGAAGUUUGCAGAUCUUGGAAUGAUACCCGUUCUUUUAAAUGGUAAUAACAUGUACAUAUUUAAUAAAAUUAGAUAUAAUGAAGUUUUGAUCUUUGCAUAAUAAAUGAUUACUUCACAAACAAAUGUCACAUUCAGUCAUGCAUAUACAGCUCCUGUGUGGUGUCUGAAAAAAGGGUGCACUGGGUUGUAGGGCCUUAUCCAUCUGUAGCUACUUUUUAAUUUACCUAGAAACGUCAUCAAUGGUGUCAGACUCAGUAACAAAGGUAAGAGGUGAAAUACAUUACUGUGAAAGAGACUACAGUACUGAAGGAAAUUUAAAAAUACAUAUAUGUAUAUAUUUCUCACUAUUUUUUCCUGUGCAAAAACCCUGCCAGUUGAACAUUUUCUGGUCAUGUAUACCAAGAAUUGCAUUUAUACCCCCAUCCUGUUUAGAACAUAACAAUGAACCAUAUUCUUCUAUUGUUUUACUUAUUUUCCUGCUCCUGUUCUUUUGUCCUUCUUUCCCCCACAGUGAUACCUUGAUCCUAGCUUAUGAAUCUUUCUUGGAAAUAAGUUGUGUUUAAUCAUGUCUUUGCAGAAUUCCUGUACAAAAGAGUUUCAAGAUUUUAACUGUGGAUUUUAAUCCCUACUGUAAAACAAUUAACAGUAACUAAUAAUAACUGCACUGUAUAGAUAACACUCAAAAUGCAAAAUAAAUGAUAAUUCAAUGUCUGAGACACCAUGGUAGAUUUACCCAGUACAUCUAAACACAGAAAUUAAAUCAAAAUUCACGCAACAGUAAGAAAAUUAGCAUUUUAAGUUUUAACAUUAACAUAUCUCAACUGUUUCAAUCACUCAAAAGUCAGGAAAUAUGAUCAUGAAUUUCCCAAAAUAGAUGAGGUGAAAUGAGGCAGAACGAGAAUGAAGAGAAGGGGUUUUUUCAACAAUAUUGAAAUGCAGUACAGUAUGCCAAAUAUCACUAAAUAACUCAAAAUUUUUCAGAGCUUGCUCCUCACUGAAACCAGAAAUAGUUGAAAGUGAUGAGCUUCUUACAGACCUGAGUUCUCAAAAUUAAAUCUAAACACAGCCACACUGAGCAUUAACAAUCUCACUGUGGAAGUGAAAAGUCUGGUGACAUCACAGCCUACAGUGUCUCUUUGGAGCCAAACAAGAAAAAAGCUCCUGGUUAAAAAAGUACUACUUCCCAAUUCUUAUUCCCAGUUCAUGAACAUGGUAAAUACAUCAGACAGUACCAAAAAUUAGCAGUUAUCUUUCAUGCUUCUAAAGAUCUUGUAGUUCAGCUUUUAGUUACUGUGCUUUGAGGAUCAUGUGAAAUAUUUUUCAUUCACUUAGGGUUAGGAUAAAUCAAAUUAAGAAGAGUUUUUUCUAAAAUUGUACUGGAAGGAUUUUCUUCCUAUAGGAAAUAAUGUAAUACUCACUAAAUUGGACUUGGAUAAUUCCAUCUGCAUCUGCACUGAAGUUUCAGGAUGGAAGCUGAAGAUGUUGAAGGCAGCUCUCAGAAGACUAGAACACCCAACACUGACACAAUUUAAUUUCUUCCUGCUGAGCUAGAAACUCAGGACUUCUGUGCUUGGUACUGAUGAGGACUCUCCACUUCUGGCCUGGAAUUAAAAAGAGAUUAAAGACAUUUGCACUCAUCA